Molecule: messenger RNA, 1415 nt
Organism: Cladocopium goreaui
Lineage: Eukaryota; Dinophyceae; Suessiales; Symbiodiniaceae
Source: the annotation of a GenBank genome assembly
CUCAAGAUAUGGGUGUUUGAGCUGUUGCAAUGGAAGGCCCACUUCGCUCAACUCAUGUCUGAUUCAGAUGAGUUUGAGUAUGAGUCGGAUGAUGACCCAUAUGGCGGUGCUGAGGAAGAGGAUGGGGACGAGGAAGCAAUUCAGAUAGAGAACACUUUCUACGAGGCUGAUGACAACAAGCAGAAUUUUCCUGAGCAGGCCCUGGAACAAUUCCAAAGAGUAGUUACAUUGGAGGCAGCUCGUGGAAGUGAGGUGGUUUGGAGGUUCAAGGCUUUGCAGAACAUUGUGAUUCUUUGCGCUCGAAUUGGACGGUUUGAUGAAAUGGCUUCUCGAUAUCGAGAACUUUUGAGCUACAUGGACCAGGUCACUCGAAACGAUGCCUCUGAAGCCAUCAACACGGUGCUCGAUUCGGUAUCAUCUGCAAGUGACCUGGCCAAGCUCGAGACGAUAUACGAGCUAACCCUCGACGCAUUGAAGGCAACUGCCAACCAGAGGCUAUGGUUCAGCACUUCAGUGAAGCUGGCGAAGCUUCACCUUGAAAUGGGUGAUGUGCAGAAGCUGCAGAGGCUUGUGAAGGCCCUGCACCGGACUUGCCAGAAGGCUGAUGGUACAGAUGAUGUGAGCAAGGGCUCGCACUUGCUGGAAGUGUAUGCGUUGGAGAUUCAGAUGUGCACGCUGACCAAGAAUUCCCUCCGCAUGAAGGAGAUCUACCCGAAGACCAUCAAUCUUACAUCGGCGAUUGCAGAUCCACGAAACAUCGCUGUCAUUCGUGAAAGUGGUGGCAAGAUGUUCAUGAGCGAGAAGAAGUGGGAGGCUGCGUACAACGAAUUCUUUGAAGCAUUCAAGAACUACCAGGAGACUGGCAAUGCAAGCAGGGCAAAGAUCAUGCUGAAAUAUGUGGUACUGGCUAAUAUGCUGGCGCUGUCUUCCAUCAAUCCAUUUGACUCGCGCGAAGCAAAGGUUUAUCAGGAUGAUCCUGAAAUCAGUGCAAUGGCCUCUCUUCGAACGGCUUAUGAGCAAAAUGACAUUGGUACCAUUGACCAGCUGUUGACCAACCCGUCCUACCGGAUCCUGUCUGAUGCUUUCAUUCGCACCUACUUGCAGGAUUUGCUGCGAAAUAUACGGUUGCAGGUGCUUCAGAACUUGAUCAAACCAUACCGUUGCGUUAGCUUGGACUUCCUAGCGAAGGAGAUUAAUGUCACCAGUGACGAGGUCGUUUCUUUAUUGGUCCAAUUGAUUUUGGAUGAGAAGAUUGCUGCCAGAAUAGAUGGCAUCGAGGGCUUUCUGCAAGUCAGCUCCGGUGGUGGAGAAAAGGCAAAGCAAUUCACUGGAUUGCAAAAGUGGGUGGACUCCUUCGAACGCAUACAUAGCGGCCUCCACGGCAAGUUGAACCAGAUGCAACAUGGAUGAACAGC